Annulohypoxylon maeteangense is the source of this 1934-nucleotide messenger RNA. RefSeq names its product caspase domain-containing protein. Gene Ontology annotation, molecular function: cysteine-type endopeptidase activity. The record is from RefSeq and is a predicted model, not a curated record. The transcript has 5 exons. Lineage: Eukaryota; Fungi; Ascomycota; Sordariomycetes; Xylariales; Hypoxylaceae. Gene Ontology annotation, biological process: proteolysis. The coding region runs from base 122 to 1537 and encodes 471 amino acids.
CGGAUCAUCUUGUCAUAUCAAUUGUUAAACUAUCAAAGAACUGCAUCUCGGACUAGUCGGAAAAGACUUGGACAUUCAUUUAUCAUCUUUUCUUUACUAUAUUGAAUUCGCUACCCAGAAAAUGUCGGGCUGGGGUUAUAACCAACAAGGCCAACAAGGUCAUCAAGGUCAUCAAGGCUACGAGGAAAGAUAUAGUGGUGGAUAUCAGCAACCUCCUCAGCAGUCAUGGUCAUCGCCUCCACCAUCUCAAGGGUAUAGUCAAGGACAAGGUCAAUAUCAACAACAAUAUCCGCCCCAGCAGUAUCCCGGUGGCCCACCUCCAGGUCAAUAUCCCCCUCAAGGACCGCCACCAGGGCAAUAUCAAAACCAGCCCUAUCCAUCUCAACAACCACCACCGGGACAGUAUGGACAACCCCCGGCACAUCAGUAUUCCCAGGGAGGCCCCCCACAGCAUCAAUAUCCUGGCCGCCAUCCACCGCCCUCGGGACCUCCGCCGCCCGGACUAGAUCCUUAUGGUUACCCCCAAUACUCCGGUCAGCAGGGCUACGGAGAUCAUCGCCGAGACGGCCCCCCUCCGCCAACGGCUCCACAGCAGUUCGGUCACGGAGCCCCCGAGGGAUACACUUUCCAGUAUUCCAAUUGUACCGGAAAACGCAAGGCAUUGUUGAUUGGCAUUAAUUAUUUUGGUCAAAAGGGCGAACUACGUGGUUGUAUCAAUGACACCAAGAACGUCUCCCAGUUUCUCAUGGAGCGCUACGGAUACAAGAGAGAAGAUAUGAUUAUCUUGACUGAUGAUCAGCAAGAUCCUAUCUUGAUUCCUAAUAAGGCCAACAUCCUUCGAGCCAUGCAAUGGCUUGUUUCUAACGCUCGGCCUAACGACGCCUUGUUCCUCCACUACUCAGGUCAUGGCGGACAGACUAAAGAUGAAGAUGGCGAUGAAGAAGAUGGUUACGACGAGGUUAUCUACCCUGUCGACUACGAAAGGGCCGGUCACAUUGUCGACGAUUACCUUCAUGAGAUCGUCAUCAAACCUCUUCAGGCAGGAGUGAGGCUGACGGCCAUCUUUGAUUCGUGCCAUUCCGGCUCAGUUUUGGACUUGCCUUACAUCUACUCGACCAAGGGUGUCUUGAAAGAACCUAACCUUGCGGCUGAAGCUGGACAGGGGCUCCUUAAGGCAUUCUCCUCUUACGCCUCGGGCGAUGCGGCCGGGGCAGCCAGCGCCAUCUUCAACUUCGCUAAAACCGCGUAUAGGGGAGACGAUGGAUACAAGAAGACCGUUCAAACCAAGACCUCACCUGCAGAUGUCAUUAUGUGGUCCGGUAGUAAGGACGAUCAAACAUCUGCGGACGCAACAAUUGCAUCCCAGGCAACCGGAGCGAUGUCCUGGGCUUUUAUCACGGCGAUCAAGCAAAAUCCAAAGCAGAGCUAUGUCGAACUUCUCAACAGCAUUCGCGACGUACUAGAGACCAAGUAUUCGCAGAAACCGCAGUUGUCUUGUAGUCAUCCUCUUGACACGAACCUCCUCUUCGUAAUGUGAAUUAGGAUAAUGUCAAAAUAUUGAGUCCGGUAUCCAGAUAGUUGGCUAUUACUAGCAAAUAGUAAUGCGGAUUUGAAAAGGAAUCAUGUCAAUGAGGUUGAAUGUUAUGAAAUAUUAUGAGGAGCUGUGGGUCAAUUCAAUAAUUCCGCAGCAUUGCGAAUUAUUGCGAAACUAUUACAUUCUUCCGUGCGAUUUUAUUGGUGACUGCGUACAAUAUCACCAAGGCAUUUCGAUGAGGUAUGCAUGGUUAGUCAUUUGGAAUCAUACAAGCAGAAGGCAAUCUUCUAAAAAGAGAGUUUCUACCUUGGAUAAAAGGUAUUGAUAUGGUAGAAUAAUGUCAAUGUCUCUGUUGCAUGCAGGGGUUUAUUCCGCACCCGAUCACGAAUAUCUCAUAUCC